AUGCCUCCCUCAUACUUCCCUCUUAGAUGGGAGAGCACUGGAGACCAAUGGUGGUAUGCAUCACCUAUUGAUUGGGCAGCAGCCAAUGGCCUAUAUGAUUUAGUCAGUGAGCUUCUUCACCUUGACACCAACCUCCUCAUCAAGCUGACCUCUCUUCGCCGAAUUCGGCGCCUUGAAACUGUCUGGGAUGACGAGGCUCAAUUUGAUGAUGUUGCAAAAUGCCGCUCUCAAGUUGCCAAGAGACUCCUCCAUGAGUGCCAAGCACAGAGGGGCCACAACUCUCUGAUCAGGGCUGGCUAUGGUGGCUGGCUUCUGUACACUGCUGCCUCAGCUGGGGAUGUGGGUUUUGUCAAAGAGUUGCUUGAAAGAGAUCCUCUUCUUGUUUUUGGAGAAGGAGAGUAUGGUGUCACUGACAUCUUUUAUGCUGCAGCCAGGAGCAAGAACUCUGAGGUUUUUAGGCUCUUGUUUGAUUUCUCAGUCUCCCCAAGGUUUAGUCUUAGCAAUGGAGAAGUGGAAGAGCGGUUGGGUGAUAUUACUUCAGAUUUCAAGUGGGAAAUGAUGAACCGUGCGGUUCAUGCUGCUGCUAGAGGUGGGAAUUUGGAGAUAUUGAGGGAUCUCCUUGGGGAUUGUGAAGAUGUUUUGGCUUACAGGGAUGCUCAGGGAUCUACUAUUUUGCAUACAGCCUCUGGCAGAGGGCAGGUUGAGGUGGUUGAGUAUCUAAUAGCAUUCUUUGAUAUCAUCACCAUUGUAGAUAAUCAAGGGAACACAGCUUUACAUGUGGCCGCUUAUAGGGGUCACUUAGCUGUGGUGGAGGUCCUAAUUCGUGCAUCUCCCUCAUUAACCUCUUUAUCAAACAACUAUGGUGAUACCUUUCUACAUUUGGCAGUUGCUGGUUUCCGAAGCCCUGGUUUCCGGAGACUGGACAAACAGAUCGAGCUCACUAAGCAAUUAGUAUGUGGUAAUAUUGUGAACACGCAGGACAUUAUUAAUGUUAGGAACAAUGAUGGACGAACCGCUCUUCACAUGGCUGUAAUUGAGAACGUUCAAUGUAAUUUGGUGGAACUCCUCAUGACUGUUCCAUCAAUUGAUUUGAACAUCCGUGAUUCUGAUGGUAUGACCCCACUAGAUAUUCUCAAACGAAGGCCAAAGUCAGCAUCUUCUGAACUUCUGAUCAAGCAAUUGAUUUCAGCUGGAGGGAUCUCCAAGUGUCAAGAUCAUAAAGCCAGGAGUGCCCUUGUUUCCCAUUUGAAAAUGCAGGGUAUUGGGAACAGUCCUGGGACCUCCUUCAGAAUUCCUGAUGCAGAGAUAUUCUUAUACGCAGGCAUUGACAAUGCUUCUGAUGCCAGUUGUGAACAGUCAAGUGUGCAAUUCUCAGGCGAGCUAAAUCAGUUAGGCUCAGCCAACUCAGUAAACAAUAAGAAGUCAGGUUCUGUAAAUUAUGCGGCAAGGAGCCUUAAGUUUCUCCUUCAAUGGCCUAGGAGGAAAGAAAAAAAGGAAUCUAUCAGAGACUUAGGAGAUGGUGAUUCUUCAGAGUCAUUUAGUCCAUGUAUAGAUUUGGACGACAAUCCAAUCCCACUUCGGCAGAUGUAUUCGAAAUCUUCCUCCCUUCCAAACAACAAAAGGACGCUUUCUGUCAGGAGUUUUCUUCCAAGCCCAUACACUAAGAUGAAAUUUACUGCUGGUCUAACACAUGGUGUAAUUCAGGCAAAGCCUCAUUUAGCUUUUCCAGCUCAUUCAUUUUCAGGUCCUCUGUCAAGGUCAUCUAUGUCUUCACCUACUUUCAUUGACAAAGAGAAGAGUGUUGACAUUCUAGGACCCUCUUGCUCAAAUGGGAAAGCGCCGCAAGUGAACUUCAAACAGAGUGAGUUCAACAAGAAGAUAAUAAACCAAUAUUUGUGUGUUGGCGCGCAAGGCCUGGACACGGAAGAAUCAAUUAGCUGCGCAUGGCCAAAUCAGAGUUACAAACAUUCCACUUCUCUAGUUGCUUGA
Prunus armeniaca (apricot) is the source of this 1989-nucleotide messenger RNA. The record is from the annotation of a GenBank genome assembly. NCBI's taxonomy places the organism in Eukaryota, Viridiplantae, Streptophyta, Magnoliopsida, Rosales, Rosaceae.